GGAGGAGGGUGGCGGCGGGGCAUGGCGGCAGCGCGCCGCCCGAGCGGCGGGGCGCCGCGGCGGCCCCCGCAGGACGGCCGGCUGGAGGCCAUCAACCAGGAGUUUCUCUGUGAUCCAAAGUUCAGUGAUGAAGAAGAUCUGGAGGAGAAGUUGGCUGUGUUCAAAGAGAAGUACAUGGAGUUUGACCUGAAUAAUCAAGGCGAGAUUGAUUUGAUGUCUGUCAAAAGGAUGAUGGAAAAAAUGGGGGCUCCAAAGACCCAUCUAGAACUGAAGAAGAUGAUCUCUGAGGUGACUGGAGGGGUUAGCGAGACCAUCUCAUACCAGGACUUCGUCAAUGUAAUGCUCGGCAAACGCUCUGCUGUACUUAAACUGGUCAUGAUGUUUGAAGGAAAAGCCAAUGAAAGCAACCCAAAACCUUCUGGCCCUCCUCCAGAGAGAGACAUAGCCAGCCUCCCUUGAAGAGGACAGGCUGAAAAAUUGGAACUGUUUGUUUUGCUGGUCUGUAACAGAGGUUACCUGUGCUUUGUUACUUUUUACUUCGGACAGUCUUAGUUUUCAACUAACCUGCCUUAGAGGAACAGCAAGGGAAGCUGGGGACCCCCAGCUCACAUCUUUCUGCUACAUCCCUUAGCCAGCUUGAUUUGUUAGAGAGAAGCUGUAGCACAAAAUGUAUUGUGAGACCAAAAAGAAAAAUAUUCUAUAGUCUUAUUCUUUCCUCUGCCCUUUCUGAAUUUUUUUUUUCCUUUAGAUGAAAAGGAGCUAUUUUCCUCCCAGCUUGUGGAUUUGGAGCUGUGCUUGUCUGUGCAGGUUCCUGAAGGGCCUCACUGCCAGAUGCUGAGCACUUCUCUGGCGGAGCCCUUGACAACAGCUUCAUGGGUGCAAAGAAUUAAGUGCCUUCACUGCUCCAGCCUCUGCCUCCUGCCUUUGGAGUAGUUCUUCCACUCCUGACCUGGCCAAAACAUAAGUCGGACUCCCACCUCUGUUGCCUAGUCUCAUCUUAGAUGAAGAUAAGAAGAUGCAUAGACACCAAAGGUCUGCUUACAGAGCCUUUAAGCUUGGAGGUGGGCAUGGCUUGCUGCAGGGACAGGCUUGUGUCUGCUCUUGGGUUCAUCCUGCAGUCAGAUCUUCUUGGUGAGCCUGAGCCAACUGAGCUGCUAGUGAUACUUUUCUAGUGCCCUUUAAGCAGAUCUUAAUCCCAGAUCUCAACAUCCCCAAUAGCCCCAGGAGUAAAGUCAGUUCAGUCAGCAUGUGAUGUUCUUGAUGUGCCUGGGUCCUGUUUUCCUAGAAGAGCCUUGCCUGCUGCUGAGGUUGGAAUGGUUCUGAGGGAAUAUUUCUUUAGCUGCUAAGUUCACAGUGAGGAUUUUUCUUUGGGCUUCACCUUGAACUAGAUGCAUAUCAUAAGUAUUUAGACUUGCAAAACUAACUGGCUGAAGUCCCUACCUCCCUGCAAUCAGCAGGGCUAGGGUGUCCCUCUGUUGGAGGCCAGUUCCUUCUACUACCACUUGCCUUCUGAGAGGACAGGGUAAAAUCUUAAAUAUAAGCUGUCAGCAGGAAUAUGAUCUGCAGGGUAGCCAUGCAGCCAGCAUCCUACUGGCUCCUACCAGAAGUGAGAUUAAAAAUGGGCAAGAAUUGUCUCCAGAUAACUGCUUUUGGCUCCUGGCUACAAGACAAAGACAAGAACUUUCCACAGGAUGCUUCUAAACCAGAAGGCUGACAGACUGGAGGGUGCCUCUGCAACCAUGAUGGAUUAUAAACCCACCUGAGCCCUGAGGUCCUCAGAACCUAAAGGAAUAAGUUCUACAGAACCUAAAAGAAUAAAUUCUGUAAAGUCUCAGCUGAGGAAAAGCUAUCAGCCCAUUGCUGCUUUUAAUACCUUGGGUCUUCCUCCCCCUUGCUGGCUUGCUAGGCUUUCCCUUGGCCUCCAUGACUUAUUGAUUAGCCACGGGGAGGGGGGAAGCAAGUAGCAAGUGAAGUCAGACCUGAUGUAAAAAAGGGAAGCUGCAACCCUAUCCUAAAGGGGUGGAAGGUACAACACCAGCCAGGGCAAGUGAGGAAGAUUAAAGCUGUCUUAUAACCACUCCCUGAGAAGUCUCUGUUUGGAUCAGAUCUGGAGAAUAAUCUCUGAACAGGUAGCUGUCCUUCUUGUCCACAAAUGUAGAAACAGGCCUGCUGUUAGGCCUUCCCUGAGGAAGGCUUAAGGGAAGCUGAACCUGCAGAAAACUGGGUGACUAAACUGAGCCCUGCAAGCCUUUCCAGACCACUGUGGCUGAGGAUCUUUCUUCAUGCUGCUGCGCUGUCUUCCUGAUUUUUGCAGAUCUCUCUGUAUGUGUUUCAGCUUUGUCCCAAUGUGACAAUUAGGUGCAUUUUCCUGAUGUAUAAAAUCAAGUCUGCAAAAUAGGAAUGGUUUUAAGUGUGUAGUAGGAUGCUGGGAUCUAGAUGUAGCUGGGCCUGUGCUAUCUACCUUCUGUACAGGUGGUGAUUCUUGCUCUAUGCAUAAAUUCUGGAAUCUGGAUAUUUGCUUUCUUCCCCUCCCCACUCUCUUACAUGUUGUUGGCAGCUUUUAACUUCUUUUUUUUAAAAUCAUGGUUUAAUAAUAAUUUUUAAAAGGAAAUACAGAUGAUUGUAACUCUGCUAGACUUACUGUUCUUGCCAAAGGCUGCACUUUUAAAUAAAAAAAACAAAUCCUCACUACUGAUUGCAUGAAAACCAGAACUGUAAUGGAGAGGAAAAAAUAUGAGAAAGAGCAGCACCCGUCUACUGUAAACACCAAAAAUAAAUCUUCUGAAAUGAUA
This is a messenger RNA of Rhea pennata, 2792 nucleotides long. RefSeq names its product allograft inflammatory factor 1 like (gene AIF1L). The record is from RefSeq and is a predicted model, not a curated record. Gene Ontology annotation, cellular component: actin filament; ruffle membrane. Bases 22 to 459 code for a protein of 145 amino acids. NCBI's taxonomy places the organism in Eukaryota, Metazoa, Chordata, Aves, Rheiformes, Rheidae. The transcript has 5 exons. Gene Ontology annotation, molecular function: calcium ion binding; actin filament binding. Gene Ontology annotation, biological process: actin filament bundle assembly; ruffle assembly.